Messenger RNA from Entrophospora sp. SA101, 148 nucleotides. The record is from the annotation of a GenBank genome assembly. NCBI's taxonomy places the organism in Eukaryota, Fungi, Glomeromycota, Glomeromycetes, Entrophosporales, Entrophosporaceae.
AUGAGAAGUCCGCAUAAGUUGAGCAAGGAUGUUUCUAUAUAUCCUGAUAUGGAGCGUCUUGAUUAUUUUGAAUCUUUAAUAGAUAGGUUUUUACAAGGAAAUAAUCCUAAUUCUUUAAUUUAUGUUGAAAGAACAUGGGGCAAUUACC